CGUCAGAGUUUCCGGGCGUGUUGGCGUGCGACGCUGUCGUGCCGACGGCCCGCUUUACGGCCGCGAGCACGGAGCGAGCCGGCGCCGGGGCCGCUCGGGCCGGCAAGCAGGGCGGGCGAGGGAAGUGGAUGCCCGGCGGCGGCGGGGCGAGCGCGGCGUCUGGCCGGCUCCUCACCGCCGCUGAGCAGAGAGGGGCCCGCGAGGCGGCGGGGUCGGCGGCCCGCGGCGGCCCGGGGAGCUCCGGCGUCUGUCGAGGCCUCGGCUCGGGCGGCCCCGGUCCGGGCGGCCCGGGCGGCCCGGCGGGCAGGAUGAGCCUGACGCCCAAGGAGCUGUCGAGCCUGCUGAGCAUCAUCUCGGAGGAGGCGGGCGGCGGCAGCACGUUCGAGGGCUUGUCCACCGCCUUCCACCACUACUUCAGCAAGGCCGACCACUUCCGUCUGGGCUCGGUGCUGGUGAUGCUGCUGCAGCAGCCCGACCUGCUGCCCAGCGCGGCGCAGCGGCUCACGGCGCUCUACCUGCUCUGGGAGAUGUACCGCACCGAGCCGCUCGCCGCCAACCCCUUCGCCGCCAGCUUCGCGCAUCUGCUCAACCCCGCGCCGCCCGCCCGCGGCGGCCAGGAGCCCGACCGCCCGCCGCUCUCAGGAUUUUUACCUCCCAUAACUCCACCAGAAAAGUUCUUCCUCUCCCAGCUGAUGCUGGCACCACCCAGGGAACUCUUCAAGAAGACCCCUCGGCAGAUUGCCCUGAUGGACGUCGGCAACAUGGGCCAGUCCGUGGACAUCAGCGGCCUUCAGCUGGCCCUGGCUGAACGUCAGUCUGAACUGCCGACGCAGAGCAAAGCCAGCUUCCCUAGCAUUCUCAGUGACCCAGACCCGGAUUCCUCCAAUUCUGGAUUUGACAGCUCAGUUGCCUCGCAGAUCACGGAAGCUUUAGUCAGUGGGCCGAAACCCCCGAUCGAAAGCCACUUCCGGCCGGAGUUUAUUCGCCCGCCGCCUCCACUGCACAUCUGUGAGGAUGAACUGGCCUGGCUCAACCCCACGGAGCCAGACCACACGGUUCAGUGGGAUAAGUCCAUGUGCGUGAAGAACAGCACCGGUGUGGAGAUCAAGCGGGUCAUGGCCAAAGCCUUCAAAAGUCCCUUGUCUUCCGCCCAACAGACACAGCUCCUUGGUGAAUUGGAGAAAGACCCCAAACUGGUUUAUCAUAUUGGCCUCACUCCAGCCAAGCUUCCUGACCUAGUGGAAAACAACCCUUUAGUGGCCAUAGAAAUGCUGCUGAAACUGAUGCAGUCCAGCCAGAUCACCGAGUAUUUCUCUGUCCUUGUCAACAUGGACAUGUCCCUACACUCGAUGGAAGUUGUGAAUCGACUGACUACAGCUGUUGAUCUACCUCCAGAAUUCAUUCACCUUUAUAUAUCUAACUGCAUCUCUACUUGUGAACAAAUCAAGGAUAAGUACAUGCAGAACCGUUUGGUCCGUCUGGUGUGCGUCUUUCUCCAGUCCUUGAUCCGUAACAAAAUUAUUAACGUGCAGGACUUGUUCAUAGAAGUGCAGGCAUUCUGUAUUGAAUUCAGUAGGAUACGGGAAGCUGCUGGCCUUUUCCGGUUGCUGAAAACACUGGAUACUGGGGAAGCGCCAUCGGAGACCAAAAUGUCUAAGUGAUACCUCAGCCAAGCCACCCCAUUCGUCGUCACCGCCUUGCUUAGAAGCAUUGGCCGCAUGCAUCCAGACAACAUUCUGUCUACUUCAACCACGUUUGGUUUUCCUGGAUGACUUUUCCUGUAGGUGAAUAUUUGUAAGAACUUGGAAAAAAUGUUUUUAAGAAUCCUCCUGGCUAUCCACAGGAAAAAGUUAUCCAUCUACCAAAGUUAUUACAAAAUAGAUUUUUGUUUUGCACUGCAGAGUAAGUGCUUGUUUUGGCUUAGAAAGGCAAGCUGCAGACUUGAUCGGGAGUCGUUUUCCUGAGGCGAAUAGAAGUUUGCUUCUCGUACCUACCUACGCAUGGGAGCUUUUCACUUCUCACUGAACACAAGCCGAACCAAGGACGUGCUUGUAGCUAUCGCUUCAUUAUGGGGACCUAACAGACAACAGGACAAAUGCAUUUCUGGAGUCACACAAACACCUGGACUCUGACCCCCGUUUUUGGCCUGAAGCAGCCGGCAGUUCCCUAUUGUUUUUCUUGAGAUGUUCUCUUACUUGUAAGAAAGCCAUUUUUGUUUGAAGGGCCAGUCACCACUAAGACCCACUGUACACUGAGUGGGAUCUGUACCUUCCUAGCAUAAACUGGGCUGUGUGAUCUGAAAAGCCAGUGCAGGGGGGACUGUAUGAGCUGUUAUCCUUCAUGUGACUGUGGACAACAGUGCCUUCCAUUAAAGUUUUUUAAAUCA
Molecule: messenger RNA, 2386 nt
Organism: Ochotona curzoniae (black-lipped pika)
Lineage: Eukaryota; Metazoa; Chordata; Mammalia; Lagomorpha; Ochotonidae
Gene: CNOT11
Product: CCR4-NOT transcription complex subunit 11
Exons: 7
Coding region: 129-1661 (510 amino acids)
Biological process (GO): negative regulation of translation; mRNA catabolic process
Cellular component (GO): CCR4-NOT complex
Source: RefSeq, a predicted model, not a curated record